UCAACCUUGAUGCACGUGUUUUUCGCCCAGAAAAUUCCGCCAAACAUGCCAUUGAAAUCAUUGUGUGUGCUCUGAGUGUGUGUGUGUGCAGUGUGGAUUUUUAACGAUGUGCUACACAUAAUGAAAGCGUUUGGUGCCGUUUCACGGAUGCCUUGAGGCAAUAUGAAAUUGAAACGGAGUCUGGACGUGCGGCUGAUCGCGCUGUGUACCACGUGCCUCAUCCUGCCGGCCAUCGCCUGCCCCUCCCAGUGCGUCUGCAAGUGGAAAAACGGAAAGCGGUACGUCGAAUGUACCGACAAAGAGUUAAAGGCGAUCCCCGACUCGCUAGACUCCGAAACACAAGUACUCGACUUCACUGGCAAUGAUUUGCAAGUUCUCCAAAAGGAAACAUUCCAUAAACUCGGCCUGUUGGACUUACAGAAAAUUUAUCUUCAGAGAUGUCGGCUGCAGAAAAUCGAUAGCCUCGCGUUCAGGGGACUCGCCAAUUUAGUCGAGUUAGAUCUUUCCAAUAAUUACAUCACAGUCAUCCCGUCUAGCAACUUCGUCUUUUUCCCAUCUCUAAUGAGGCUCUCUUUGAACAACAACCCAGUUACGAAUAUAAAAGCGCACUGUUUCCAACAUCUGUCCUAUUUGAAUACGUUAGAGCUGAGUAAUUGUAAAAUCGAAAGUAUAGAACCGGAGGCCUUUGCCGGCUUGAAGCACUUGGAAUGGCUCAGAUUGAACGGUAAUAGGUUAUCAAAUAUUCAAGGCGAUAAUUUGUUCCCCGACACGUUGCGAGGUAUCGAUCUUCAGAGUAAUAAUUGGAACUGCGAUUGUCAUUUGAGAGAUUUACAUAACUGGCUAUCGAAUUUCAAUAUGCCACACGCCGUCGAGCCAAUUUGCUCGCAACCUAAGCGGUUGAAAAAACGCACAAUCACAAGUGUCGACGAAUUCGAUUUGGCUUGCUUGCCGAAAAUCACCCCUACGACCACGUACAUAGAGACUGGCGUCGGGAAUAACGUAACGCUGGAAUGUCUAGUGAAAGCCGUGCCAGAAGCGAAAAUACAAUGGUUUUAUCAAGGGCAGCUUAUUCGUAAUUAUUCAACGUCCGCCGCUGAGCCCCAUCAUGUUUUCCACGUGGAGAACGGCGUUAUUGAUAAAAAGAGCGAACUGUAUAUUUACAAUAUCGGAAGCGAUGACAAUGGUACUUAUUCAUGCAUCGCGGAGAAUUCCGCGGGGAGGUCGCGAACAAACUAUACCAUUAAAAUUCUUAUUAAAGAGGAACCCGUAGUUAUCGUCGUGACAUUCCCACAUAGACAUUUAGUAGUUAUAAUAACAGUGAUAUUUUUAAUUAUCGUAUUACUCAUAGCCAUAAUUGCGGUUGUGCUAUUAAAAUUUAAAACUGACACGCGCAGUCGUAAGAAGAAGGAGAGCGGUAAAGACGUAGCGUUAUGUAACCAAAUGUUGCCCUCGAGCCGAGGCAACGGAUCUUUGCCCAAGAACAAUGGCAGCGUUAUAGUGAACGCACAUUCGCAUCACGCGCUGCAUUAUACAGUGCAAACAAACCGAGAUUUCGAGUCGAGCGACACGUAUCAAAGCAAUAACAUGAAAGGCUUUGUCGACAGAAAUCCUGACCUAAUUAGCGACGCGGAAACGGUCGCAAACAACGCACAGAAUGAGAACACAGUGUUAUCGGUGUACAAAACGCAAACUGCAAACGAUAGCUUUGAAGAGGAAACCGCAUUUACUGCGCCAGUGCAACGACAAGUGACUUGGCAGGAUCAACAGACUGUAAAUAGCAUGAGUUUGCCUCAAAACGCAAUGUACCAGCAUUCCGCUGAUGUCCACUUGAACCCUGGUUGUUUCCUUGAUAGUGAGGGUUAUCCGUUUGACUAUGGGCUUCCAAAACAUCCGUGUCGAGCGCCAAUAAUGUCAAAUUAUUCAGUUGUUGGGCCAUUUUACCAGACCCUACCGCACAAUCGGGCAAAAGGGCCAAAGCUCGCAUGUAAAUUUGCUAAAGACACGGAGUUCAAUGCCACUACGCCGCCGUGUGCAAACUUUGAAAUAUUUAACGGCACAAAUGUGAGGCGCACUUUAGAAGGAUAUCCCGUACCGAGGAAUCGCCAAAUAGCAUUUGUAGGGAAUGGAACAGUGUAUUACAAUGAAGAAUUUGUGCCUUCGCCGCCUGAAGGAUACAAAACUGAGCCAGUGCAGUGUUGUGCCCCGCAGGAAACCUGUCCCGCUUGGAACCCAAAGGGUACUUGUGCCGUGAUGGUGCCUAUGGGGAUUGCGGAAACUCCGGGCCGGUGCUAUCAAGUGGAAACGCGAUGUGUAGACACGCAAACCACGGACACGAGAGUGCCGGGCGAGGGCACCGAAAACGUUCUAAAACCACUGCCUCAAGUUUCUAACGCUAAAUGCGCCUCUGAUAUAUGUUCGGAAAGCCCCGACGAGGGGUAUGUUGGCGACGCUAACGACAUCUGACGACGUCGUCGCAACGAUAACGCGUAAACAGGGCAAUUUAGACGCUAGUAAAGUGAUAAAGCGACUGAAUAUGAAAAUAGUAAUGUAUAUACGAAGUGUACAGUGCACGUGCGGUAUUUUUUACAUUUGCAUUGUCAUAUGAAGUGACUUUUUUACCGAAUAUUGCAUUAAGAUAUAACGUUUUUGUUCACUAAAGUUUUCUAGUCUCAUGAUCUCAUGUACCAUAUUCAUUUUACGUUGUAUAUGUUUCAUAAUCAUUAAAAUCAUGCAAUGUGCCAAGUUGGAAAUAGUUCUAGUUUCCUAGAAUAGACUAAACGUACGCCUAAACAAUUUGUUACUUGGUAAGUAUUUUUGUUAUUGCACUCGAGAGAAAAUUGGUUUUUAAGAUGAAAUAUUGUGGACUGCGAACGAAAUUUCUGUUUCGGACUGUUUUACUGUAUUUUGUAUUGUUCUCAUUCUUAGUUUGAUGUCAUAUAACGAAGUUUUCUAUCGCAUCGUAGCCUGCUAUUAUAUUUUACGAGUGAUAUUUUCUUUCAAAGUUGUACGUAAAACUAUACAGUGAAUUGUUUCAAUGAAACCAAGUUUCUUUUAAUUAUGUCUUCAGUCAAUAUGAUAUAAAUAAAUUUAGAAUCAAUAAUGUUAAAUAAGAUAAUUCCUAAUAUCUCUACGUUAUUCACGCGGACCCUUGAACUCUUAUUAGAUUAAAAAAUAAUAUAAUAAAUGUAAAUAUAUCAUGUAAAUACUAGGUUUUAUUAUAUUUCCGAACGGAAUCGAGUAGAAUAGCCAGUUCACAUUGCCAGUAACAGUAAUAUUAUGUUUAUUUUACAGCAUUUUUGUACGAUAUCUAAAUAUUAUAAAGCUACGAAAUUUAUUCAAAUUCGAUUGAGUUGAACAAAAUAAUCUUUAUUUGAUAAUUUUAUAUUAUGUACUACAAAAUUAAAUGAAAAAUGAUUUUAACGGGUGGACUGAAAAAAUGGCCGUGUUGAAAAAAGGUUAUUAUUUAAAAUACGCCUGUCAUUUACAUUAACUGAAAGAAUUCUAACGAUACUCUUUUAUUAAAACAAUAUUUUUUUAAAACCCUUUUCAGUGAUUAAAUUACCCAAAAAGAAAUGACAAAUUUUUACAUGAAAAGACAAAUGUUAAUCCAUUCACAAAUAAAAUCCUAAAAUCACAAACAAUUCCAACUUGAAUCAAUCUAAAUAUUACCUUAGUUACUGGCAAUGCGGGCUGGCAUCAAUAUCAGGGUACCUCCCUUACUUUAGUUAUACCGUACUUUGGCAUUUUCUUCGCGUUUUCAGAUAAAAAUACAUAUAAGGAAGACAAGCAACUGACGGGGAAGCACGUUUCGUUCCGACAUAUUUAGAUUUUCAUCAUGAUACUUUACUUUGCUGAUUGCAAAUUUUGAUAUGUGAACAGAUUUUGGAGGUUUUGCAAUGUGAUUUGAACUGUAUUAACAAGAUCCAUGGUUCAAAAUCUAUUGACAGAUCUUUAAAUAACAUAAUUGUUUAUGUUUACAUGAAACAUGGUUUAUUACAAAAUAGAUCUGCUUUCUUGUUAAUUCAAAUAAUUUACGCGCUUGUUGUAGUAUUUUCUUUGUAGCUGUUUUUAAAUAUGUCAAUACUCACUACUAGUUUCACUUGAUUUAGUGCCGAUUUUUCAAUGCUUGGUUAAAACUUAUUCGUCGAAUAAAGUAUUAAACUACCAUUUCAAAAAUGUAUUCUACUUGCCCAUAUUUGACAGUGUGACAUGUGACAUUUAACCAAGGGUGAUAUAUUUUAACCAAGGUUUGAAAAAUCGGCCCUUAGAAUCAAAUUAAAUAAUUACAGAGUUCAAUUAUUAUUGUGUUUAAUAAUUUUCUCUGUAUGACUAUGAAUUAUUUUGUAUAAUAAAGUUAUGUAUCCACAUGUAGACUAAAAAUGUAAUGGAAAUUGAAAUUGCCUGCAACAAAAUUCCUUCUCAAAUACAAUAUGAAAAUAUUUCAAGUGAACUCCGUAAAUGCACCUUGUUGAAAGUACUAUAUGACACAAGAAAAUGCCGAGGAACGAGAGAAUAGGGAAAUAAUGUAUGAUAUCUUUUGUAAGAAAACAGUUUUCUUUCAUAUAUUUGUAAUAUUGAAUAGCAAUAAUUAUAAUUUAUGUUUGUACGGUCAGAGCAAAAAAUUACUUGACUUUUGUUAAUACUUAUAGGAACUUAUUGUUUAAGUUAAGUAGUAAAUUACAAUGAUACAUUGUGAUUAAUAUAUAUAUUUUACGAAUCUUCGCUGAGAAUAAAGCGUUUUGUAACUGACUGUACAAGUACAAUGAUGUCGACAAUGCUUUUCGUUUUAAGAGCACUUUAUAUAUAUUUAUAAAGGUUAGAAAUGAUGAAGAGGUUUGGCAAAAAGGUUGGUCCGGGUCAACAGAAGAUCGACUGCCGAUUGAGCGAGUACCCUAAUAAUUUUUAUUCCGUUUCCCUUCACUGUAAAUAUUAUUUACUCUUCAUAAAAAUGCCUGAUAAUAAAACCUAUUUCUGUACAGAAUUUUAUCUUUGAUCUCAAAUAUCAUCUUAAAUUGAACGUGAUCAAAAAUUCAAGCGUUUACGACGGGUUUAAAACGCGUUUAAAUCCUGGAUUCUUACAAGUUGCCAAACAGUCUAGUUAUUUAUAAUACGUUCAAUAAUUCUAAGGCAAUAAAAUGCUGAGCAUUGUCUACAUCGUUAAGGCGUCGUUAGACAGAUCAUUACGGAACGAACAAUUUUGGACCAUAUGUGCUGUGUGACGACGCCCUUAUUAUGUAACCUUGAGGAGUGACAGUUUCGGAGGGGAGAAUAUUUAUGUUUCAGGAAAAUCAAAGCAAGUUGGAGUUUAUUACAUGAUGUUUUCCUAACUCAUGAUUGAUAAAAACAUUUUUGUGUCGUAGAAAUUAGGAGUAUUGUUCCUUAAACGAAAAAGAUUAAAUUUAAAAAACCUGAUACCCAGAUUAACGUUGGAUCACUUUAAGAAAUACACACUAUUAUUUUCUAGGAACGUUGAGAUCAAUACAUAAUUUUAAAAAGGUGAUAAGUUUUAGCGCAAAGUUUUUCACUUGAAAGAAUAAAGAGUUAACAAAGACUAGAUUGUUCGCAGCUGAUAGCUCCAUUUUAGUUGAAAAAUGCCUUUGUAAAAUCAUCAGUAGAUCGUUAUAUCCUACUAAUAUUAUAAAUGCGAAAGUUUGUAAGGAUGUAUGUGUGUUUGUUACUCUUUCACGCAAAUACUAUCGAACCAAUUACAUUGAAAUUUAUCACAUAUAUAGACGGUAACCUGGAUUAACAUAUAGGAUAGGUUUUAUCCCGGAAAUCCCACGGGAACGGGAACUAUGUGGGUUUUCCUUUGAAAACGCGGGCGAAGCCGCGGGCGGAAAUCUAGUCAUUUCAUAAAGUUAUUUAUUAUACGAAAAUUGUCACUCCUCAAAGUUUUAUAUUUUAAGCAUUAUCAUAAAUCGCAGACUGGAUAGAUUCUUUUGGUAUUAAAUAGCACAAUAUCACAAUGUUAUUAUUAGCGAGAACAAAUGUAGAUGUGCAUGAAUUUGGAAUAAAACGUGUAUUUUUAA
Colias croceus (clouded yellow) is the source of this 6029-nucleotide messenger RNA. Its product is annotated as leucine-rich repeat-containing protein 24. Lineage: Eukaryota; Metazoa; Arthropoda; Insecta; Lepidoptera; Pieridae. The transcript is spliced from 2 exons. Gene Ontology annotation, molecular function: protein binding. The coding region runs from base 163 to 2463 and encodes 766 amino acids. The record is from RefSeq and is a predicted model, not a curated record.